This is a messenger RNA of Limanda limanda (common dab), 4046 nucleotides long. RefSeq names its product formin-like. Gene Ontology annotation, molecular function: microtubule binding. Gene Ontology annotation, cellular component: actin filament; endoplasmic reticulum membrane; nucleus. The coding region runs from base 1 to 3921 and encodes 1306 amino acids. The record is from RefSeq and is a predicted model, not a curated record. The transcript is spliced from 18 exons. Lineage: Eukaryota; Metazoa; Chordata; Actinopteri; Pleuronectiformes; Pleuronectidae. Gene Ontology annotation, biological process: actin nucleation.
AUGGCUCCCGUCAUGGAGGGCACACACACCGUCUUGAUCCUGUAUGCGCCCAUCCGUGAGCUCAGCACCAUCAGCCUGUUUGACCCCAAGAGGCGGGCCCUGAGCUUCAAGUACAAGAGCCGUGCCCCUCAUUCAGAAAGCGCCGGCAAUGACCAUGACUGGGGAAAGGAGGAUCUUGCGGCGUCCGAACAAAGAGGCCAGUCUUCCUAUUCCUCGAGAGAACUCCUCAACUCCCAGCCGGCAACAAAGGAGGUUGUUGCAGAGCUCUGCUGGCUGGCGGCGGAGCACCACCAGUUGCUGGCGGAUCUCUUAUCGCUGUGUCGGGACUGCGCCAACAAGGUCAGGAUGGGUAACCAGGAUGGGAAAUUCCAGGAUUACAUGGAGGGUCAGGAAGCUCACAUUGGAAGUCAUGCUCUCAGCAGCAGCAGCAACUAUUCUCACGCUGUGUCUCCGGAGCAUAAGAGAGCCACGUCCAAGGGCAAGAAGCUGAAAAAGUUUGGAAGCAAGAAGCUUGACAGUGCGGAGGAUUUCCUGAACAGUAAGAUAAAGAAGAAAGUUAUAAGUGGGACUUCAGGCGCCCAGAAUGGUGUGGCCGUAUCUGCAGCCUCAGUAGUGGAGCCGAUCCCAGCUAUUCCAGCCACCGUCCAUGUGUCUGACAGCCCAGCCACCGGCUCCUAUGUCAGUGCAGUCAGUAAUCCCAUCCUGCCAAUGGAGGAACCCUUCCAGAUCGGCCGUGAGGGCUGGGACUUCAUGGAGGACAACCGGGCAUUUGACCCCGACAUGUAUUUCUGCAGCGACUUCUCGGAAUACGACAGCGAGCUGGGUUUCGAGUCGUCUUAUUGCAGCCUGAUGGAGGGACUGACCCGACGGGAAAGUGGGAGCAACCUUCGACCAAUUAAGAGGUUUGACUCUCCGGUGGAGACGUUAUCUGAGAACGCAUCGGCAGCCAGGUCUGCUCAGCAGCUCUGUGGCGACAUCAAUCAGAGGAAUAUAGGGGUGAGGGUUGUGGCUAAAGUGCAGGAUGUGGAGGGGAGGGUGCACCAUGUUAGCCAUACAAGCCCAGAGAGGCAAGGGUCCGCAGAGUGGAGAGGGUCAAAUGGAGCCCACCUGGCUGGGGUUGGUAGAGAAACGACAGGUAACAAGCAGUCUGAGGGGCUAUGGUUGCCCCUGUCGAAUACAACCAACCCUUCACCCACAGCCAAAUCCCACAUCAAGAGCCCAUCUUCUGCGUCUCUCGCUGGGGUCUUCAACACCUCUCACCCCCCCUCAAACAGCCUCCAGAGCAUGUCUCCAGUCCUGUCCCCUCUGCCCGGUAAGCAGGCGAGCCCACAGUACAACCACCGUAUCGUGCUGCUGUCAGACAAGGACGUGGACCCGGCCCGCGAAGGCUCCAGCAACAUCGACGAGUCCAAAAUCUUCACAGAGGUCAUCGACAAGAACGGCAACAAGCGCACCACCACCCGCCUGGACCUGAACCUCAGCAGGAGGCCGAGCACCUCCAAGUGGAAUUCCUCCAGCAACUCCACAACAACAGAGGAUUCUCUCUUGCGUCAGGAUGAUAUUUGGAUGCUGGAUGGUGAUGAACCUCAGGAGCCUCUUUCCUGUGUUCCGCGCCCUGAUCACCUGGACUUCCUACGCAUCACGCCGCCGGAGGAUGACAUCAUCGGGGACACGCCCUAUUAUCCCAGGCUGGCGUGCACGACAGAGGUCACAUCCCCCACAGACAGCGAGGACAGGACUCCAGGGCGGCUGCAAGCUGUGUGGCCCCCACCCAAAGCUAAAGAUGAGGAGGAGAAAGUGGGGCUCAAGUACACAGAGGCAGAGCACCAGGCUGCCCUCUUGCAGCUGAAGAGAGAGUGCAAGGAAGAGCUUGAGAGGAUGCAUUCCGACUUUGAGCUUCAGAUCUUCCAGCUGAGAGGUGAGCAUGCCGUCUCAAUCUCUCACCUGGAGAGAGCCGUCACCAAGACACAGCGAGAGAAGACGCACAACGCGGGUGUGGAGCACCGGGAGCUCAGCGAUGCUGUUGUGUCCACUGCAGACAAGUCUGCACUCAAGACCUGGCGCACUGUGGGCAUCCAGACGGACCGGGAGACCUUCAUCAAAAGCCCUGGGGGCGAUGGGGAUGUGCUCGCUCUAAGCCCCUCCCAGAACGUGCCUAAAAAACUCAACUUGGACUCUAUCGGCCUGAAUCUAAAAGGCCAAACCGCCGCAGGAGCUCCAGCCCCGCCGCCUCCACCGCCCCUCCCACCAGGCCUCUCAGGACCACCACCACCCACUCCUCCUCCUCCUCCUCCACCUCCUUUACCAGGCAUGGCGGGAGCUCCACCACCACCCCCUCCGCCACCUCCUCUCCCAGGAGGUGGCCCGCCACCCCCUCCUCCGCCACCUCCUCUCCCAGGAGGUGGCCCGCCACCCCCUCCUCCGCCACCUCCUCUCCCAGGAGGUGGCCCACCACCUCCGCCUCCCCCUCCUGGCCUACCUGGAGCUGGCCCACCUCCCCCUCCACCGCCUCCAGGGUUUGGACCUCCCCCUCCUCCCCCCAGUGGCGGCGGCUUCAGUUUUGCCCAGAACGUGGAGAAGGCCCCGCGGAAGCCUACCGUCGAGCCGGCCUGUCCCAUGAAGCCUCUGUACUGGAGCAGGAUACAGAUACAGGACAAUAACAACAACACACUGUGGGGCUGUCUGGAGGAACCGAACAUCGUCAACGCCAAUGAGUUUGAGGAUCUGUUCUCAAAGGCCACGCUUCAGGGGAAGAAGAAACCACUGUCAGACAGCUACGAGAAGAAAACCAAAGCUAAGAAGAUUACCAAGCUAUUGGAUGGAAAGCGUUCACAAGCAGUUGGCAUCCUCAUAUCGAGUCUGCAUCUGGAGAUGAAGGACAUUCAGCAAGCUGUUCUCACUGUGGACAACACUGUGGUGGAUCUGGAGACCAUUGAAGCAUUAUAUGAAAAUAGGGCCACCAGUGAUGAGAUGGAGAAGAUAACGAAACAUUAUGAAAAGUCAAAAGAAGAUGAAGUCAAGCUGUUGGACAAACCUGAACAGUUUCUCUAUGAGCUCGCCCAGAUUCCUGACUUUGCUGGCCGGACCCGCUGCAUCAUCUUCCAGGCAAUGUUCCUCGAUACCAUCGCCUCCGUCCGUAGCAAGGUGGAGAAAAUCUCCAAUGUCAGCAAAGAGCUGCUAGAGAACAACAGUCUGCGGGAUAUUAUAGGUCUUGUUCUGGCCUUUGGGAACUAUAUGAAUGGAGGGAACAGGACGAGAGGUCAGGCUGAUGGCUUUGGACUCGAGAUCCUUCCCAAAUUAAAGGACGUCAAGAGCAGAGACAAUCGUAUGAAUCUGGUGGAUUAUGUGGUUAUAUACUACCUCAAAAAUUUUGACAAGAACGCCGGCACAGACAAGAGUGUGUUCCCUCUGUCGGAGCCUCAGGAUUGCUUCCAGGCUGCUCAGGUUAAAUUUGAAGACAUCACCAAGGACCUCAGGAAGCUGAAGAGAGAUCUAACCACCUGUGAGAAAGAUGUGAAGAACGUGUGUGAUAACUCAUCAGAGGAAACCCUGCAGCCCUUCCAGCAGAAGAUGGAGGGAUUUAUCUCUGCAGCUCUAAAGGAUCAAUUAGCCGAAGAGGAGCAGCUCAAUUCUGCACAAAAAAGCUUCGGGGAGAUGGUGAGCUACUUUGGUGUUAAGGCAAAACCCGGGGAUAGCGACGUGACCCCGAGUCACGUCUUCAUGCUCUGGUACGAGUUUUGCAACGACUUCAAGAACACCUGGGUACGACAAAGCAAGAUCAUCUCCAAGGAGAGGUUGAAGGAAGCCCAAGAAAACAUCAAGAAGAUCACAGCAGAGAAGAGAGUGGAAACCAAGAAGAUGAAUGCCAACAGUCUGAAAGAUAGGCUGCGGCAGAAGGAGUCCAGCGUCCCCUUCAGCUGAAUUGACGGGCGGUGAAGGAGAAAUCCACUGGGGGGUGGAAAGAGAGAUGGACAAAAAAGACUGCGGGCCUCAUCCCUCUUCACUCAGCCACCUGCCCCCCCAACACCGGACCGCCCUCCAUGGCC